AUGGUGCGAAAACCAAAUCUUAGAAAGAGGGGAAACCCAGAUCCGAAAACUUUACGCAAUCGCCUACUCGUGGAAAUUAUAAAAGAAAAGUUAGAUACAAAACGUUUGAUUUCCAUUGAUGAAAAGUCCGAAGUUGCAAUAUCAUUUUUCGAAGAACUUAAAUUCAAGCACGACCAUCGAGUUCAAGCAGAGCAAACUCUUAGAGAUACGAUUGAAUACUUAUUAAAUUACCAUGAAAGGGAAGUAAGGCAAUAUGUAAAACAUUUGAAGAUCGAUAAUUUUCAGUUCCUUACCUCGCCAGCAUGUCAUCAAUACUGGAGUAAGCUUGCGACUAAAUCCUAUGCAGAGAAAGAGAAUCUUUAUCAACUUCAACAUAGGGUCAAUGCAGAAAAAAGAGUUAUGGAAUUUGAUACUAUCAUCGGGCAAAAGUGGGUAGAUGACCUUAACCAUGAAAUCAAGAGAAGACGCCGUGAAGUUAGUCCUCUGGAAAAAUAUUCAAAUUAUGAUGUCAAAAGCCUAGUAGAGAGUGAUGUAGGGGGAGAAAAUGACUAUGACGAAACUGACGAUGAAUAUGGCGAUGAAUUUUACAAGAGAAAUUUGAUAGAGGACAAUAUAGGAAGUGAAAGCGAAAGUGAUUACACGACCGAUGAUGAAUUCGACGAAAGUUAUUGUACAGCUGAAAUUAUAAAUAUUUCCAAUCGCGAUGAAGAUAAGCACAACGAAUUGAAGCAAUGGGCUCUUGAAAAUCCAGUUCCAGAUAUCACAGAUAAAGAAAAAUAUGCAAUUGAUGAUUUCGUAUUAGAUGUAUUUGAGCGCAAUGUGGAAAGCACUAUGAAGUCUAUUCAAGAGAAAAAAGUUGACUUAAUUCAAAAGGAUGCUGAAUUCAUAAAAAGAAUUUUGGAUGCUUGGUGA
This is a messenger RNA of Acaulospora colombiana, 912 nucleotides long. NCBI's taxonomy places the organism in Eukaryota, Fungi, Glomeromycota, Glomeromycetes, Diversisporales, Acaulosporaceae. The record is from the annotation of a GenBank genome assembly.